Messenger RNA from Closterium sp. Naga37s-1, 452 nucleotides. Lineage: Eukaryota; Viridiplantae; Streptophyta; Zygnematophyceae; Desmidiales; Closteriaceae. The record is from the annotation of a GenBank genome assembly.
CGACGUUCCAGGUGGAAAUGAACCAUAUCUUACGACCCCUGCUGGACGAGUGCGUGGUGGUGUACCUGGACGACAUUCUUAUCUACUCCAAGAAUAUGAAGGAGCACGUGGAGCAUCUGCGGAAGGUCUUCGAGAUCCUGCGGAAGAACAAGUUCUAUGUGAAGCUGUCGAAGAGCGACUUUGCCCUGAAGAAGGUGCAGUUUCUCGGGCACAUGGUGAGUGCCGAGGGCGUACACGUGGACCCGCGGAAAAUCGAAGCCGUUAAGAAGUGGAAAGUACCGGAGAACAUGAAGGAGUUGCAGCAGUUCCUAGGCUUCGCCAACUACUACAACAGGUUUGUGCUGCAGUACGCUAAGAUAGCAGCGCCACUGACCGACCUACUGAAAAAGGAUACGCCUUCAAAUGGGAUACUCCUCAUCAGCAAGCCAUGGAGAAGCUACAGACAGCACUGA